GCGACGUUUGUAUACAUUCGACGAGUUUUUAAUGCGACAUUAAUUUAUAAUUUAAACAUCACACUUACACUCAUUAUACAUCACAAGAAAGAUUAAGAGAUUUUAAAGCAUCUGGUGUUCUUAUUUUAAUAUCAACCAUUUAUAAAUGGGGUGUGUCUUAUUGUGUAUUGCUAAGUUCUCUUUGAGAUAACUCUGUAUCCAAAGUCAUGUUGCCGGUGUCGUGAUACUUGAUGUGAACAGCGAUAACCAUAUUACAACAUAUAAACCAUAGUAAUGGUCUCUACUAGAAGUGUUAGAUACAAAUUCAGCGAAGGGGAACGCGUCUUGUGUUAUGAACCAGACCCCACAAAAGCAAAAGUGCUAUACGAUUCAAAGGUUUUGGAGGUGAUAGAAAGUAAAGACAGACGUGGUCGUCGCACCGUAGAGUAUUUGAUACACUUCCAGGGUUGGAAUUCAUCUUGGGACAGAUGUGUCAGUGAAGAUUUUGUUCUCAAAGAUACAGAAGAAAAUAGACAAUUACAGAGGGAUUUAGCAGAGAAAUCACAAUUACAACUUGGGGCAUAUUUGUAUCGACGGGAACGAAAGAAGGGUAAUAGCACUAGUUCAGCCGGUCCCGCCAAAAGACCACGUCACGGCUUCAGUGAUGACGGAUCCUCUAGUAGUACACAGCCCGAAGGAAAUGGUUACUCAGAAGCUGAUACAGUUGACACUGAUUCAUCGUCUGGUUCUAGUACACAGCCAAGCUCUCCGCCAAACUCUCACACAGGACGGGCCAACAUAGCAUUGCCAUCAGCACUAAGGGACCGUCUCACCUUCGACUACCACCUGGUUGUGAAACGAGGCUGUCUGUCUCGUCUUCCAGCUACUCCGUGCGCUGCUCAGAUACUGGAGUCCUACGUUAAAUGGUUUGCUCGAGCCGGUGCUUGGAACCCUCCUAGAGCGAGACACGAUCCACCACACAAACCUGACAUGUUGGAUGUUUCGUGCAGAUUGAACCUUCUCCGCGAGGUCGCUGACGGUCUUCGAGUGUACUUCGAUUUCAUAUUACGUACCCAUCUCUUAUACAAGCAAGAGCUGGAUCAGUACUACCAACUCUGCGGACAAUAUAUCGACGAGCCAAACAUCAAAUCGGAGCCAGAAGACGAAGACAGUCGGUCGCAGGAUGAAGACGAGAUCGAUAACAAACUGGCGGAAUACUCGCACCUGCCGCCUGACCCCGCUCACAAGGAAAACGGAGACGCGAACGCGUCACACGAUAACGACGAGGAGGACGAAGACGUGGACGUGGACGACGAGAAGGAAUACGAGAAGAGGGCGAAGAGCGAGCCGCGGACUGAGGACGGGUCUAUAGAGAACGAUGACCAACAUGACCAACAUGACCAACAUGACCAGAAUGACCAGCACAGCCAGAAUGACCAGCACAGCCAACCACAACAUGACCGUGAACAACACACACAGCGCGAACUAAACGACCACUGUGCCGCCCCUCGCCGAGGCAGCUUAGCGAGACGGCUCCGUUCCCACAAAUCUGUUGUGUCACAGUCGGAAAACGAGGAACCCGCUCCGUCCACCUCCACGGGGGAACAGAGGACAUUUGAAACACUAUCUUCGAGUGUUGGUAGCAGUGGCUCGUCUAUGUGUGAGAGUUGGCGGGCGAGGAGUGCUCCGCCCUCCGCGGCCACACAUCACAGGACACCGCUCUCACAGCUCUUAGAUAAGGUCGCGAAAUGGCAGAUAAUACCUCGUGAGGACACAGAACAUUUACCCUGUAGAGUUUACGGAGCUAUACACCUGGCGAGACUUUUUGUAAAACUGCCGGACUUCCUCAACGCGACGCAGAUGCCAGACUUUAAAUUAAAACUCGUUUUAAAGCAUGUAGAUAUGUUUAUACAGUACCUAGAGGAACAUAGUGAGUGGUUCGGAGACAUGUUCUAUGUGGGCGACGGAGUUUCGCGAUCACAUUAAAACUAUAUCAACAAAAUUAUUGAAGAUUGUUAAAACCUAAGAGAUUAUGAAGAUUGUUUAAAGAUUUUCUAUGAAUCUGCUUCCGAUCACGAUUAAGAGCGACUUGGUACAAAUAUAUGAUAAAUUUAUAUUAAACCGAUUCUGUUGUAUGUUCUUGAAACUAUAUAUUUUACCAUUAACUGAACGACGCCGGCUCUAUGGAGACGCUGUGUUAGGUAUGAGACAUGUUGUUCAUUUGUUGAUGUUUGGCAAGUAUCAUUUGCGGGGUCGAGCCUUAUUGAGAUAAUAUAUGGUAAUGUUAGAUGACAGAAUUAUAAUGUCGGAAGGCCGUUAGGUUUUUCUGGUUAUUAAUUUUGUUAGUUCUUUCGUUGUUUAUCGAUCUCAUCAAGCUCGCUUAUUUUUAUAAUAAAAUUGAAAAAUAAAAAUAUUAUGACAUAUAUUA
Molecule: messenger RNA, 2407 nt
Organism: Danaus plexippus (monarch butterfly)
Lineage: Eukaryota; Metazoa; Arthropoda; Insecta; Lepidoptera; Nymphalidae
Gene: msl-3
Product: protein male-specific lethal-3
Exons: 13
Coding region: 274-1965 (563 amino acids)
Biological process (GO): regulation of DNA-templated transcription; chromatin organization
Cellular component (GO): NuA4 histone acetyltransferase complex; MSL complex; nucleus
Source: RefSeq, a predicted model, not a curated record